AUGGCCGGAGGCGUGCCCGCGCCCCGCAGACAGUAUGACCCGUAUUCCAACACGUACAACCCGGGCUGGAGGGACCAUCCCAAUCUCAGUUAUGGGAACAGGCAACAAAGUUCAUUCCCGAAUCGUCCACCAGGAUUCCACCAGCCUUGGCAACCAAAAUCUCAACCCUCAUCCUCCAAUUCAGGAAUCUCCUUGAAGGACCUGGUCAAAAGCCUAGCUACGACUACUACUCAGCUUCAACAGGAGAUCAGAUCCUUGGCAGCAAAUACCGCGCAGCUCCAGCAGGACACCAAAGCGGACAAGAAGGACCAAGAAGCUCGAAUAAGCCAACUGGCAACUGCCAUUAACCGCUUGGAGUCCCACAUUUAUGGGAAACUGCCAUCGCAACCUGAGGUAAACCCCAAGAAUGUAAGUGCCAUGACGCUGAGGAGUGGCAAGGAACUAGAACGGUCUAAAGUGGGAAAUUCAAAAAGCAAAAGUGAGGACGAGAUAGAAAAGGAAAUUGAGGAGGAAGGACGUGUUCGUGAGGAUCCUAAGGUAACCUCCAUCUCUCCACUCACUACUAACUCUAACUUACCCCCUCUUCCUUGCAGGUUGGAAAAGACAAAGAAGGUAGAGAAGAAAAAAGAGCUCUUGGAUGUGUUUCGAAAAGUGGAGAUCAACAUUCCCCUGUUGGAUGCAAUCAAGCAGAUACCGAAAUAUGCUAAAUUUUUGAAGGACUUGUGCACCCACAAGAGGAAGCUAAGGGGAGAUGAACGAGUGGCGGUGGGAGAGAACGUGUCAGCUAUAUUUCAAAGGAAACUCCCACCAAAAUGUGGAGACUCAGGUAUGUUCACCAUUCCCUGCAAGAUAGGAGGUACCCCAAUUAGGAAAGCAAUGUUGGAUUUGGGGGCGUCAAUUAAUAUUAUGCCUAAGACAAUCUAUGCUUCUCUUAAUCUUGGCCCAUUAAAAGGCACAGGCAUUAUAAUCCAACUUGCAGACCGUACCAAUGCUUAUCCAGAGGGGUUAGUUGAAGAUGUUUUGGUACAAGUCAAUGAGUUAGUUUUUCCUGCAGAUUUCUAUGUCUUAGAUAUGGGAGAUGAAAAGACAUUAAAUCCGUCACCUAUUUUGCUAGGUAGACCAUUUUUAAGCACUGCUAGGACGAAAAUAGAUGUGAAUGAGGGUACUUUGUCGAUGGAGUUUGAUGGUGAAAUUGUAAAUUUCAAUAUCUUUGAUGCGAUGAAAUACUCGGAUGAGGCUAACUCUGUUUUUGCUUUGAGCAUUAUUGAACCUCUUGUACAGGACACAUUUGAAUUGAAUAGGGGCGAUGCACUGGAAGUGGCAUUGGCCAAACAUCUCGAGUUGGGAGCAACUCUUGAUGUAGAAAUAAGUGAUGAGCUAUACCGUGCAGUUGAAGCAUUGCAUUCGCUCCCACCACUCUCCCCAAGGUAUGAGCUUACUUCUCUCUUUGUACCAGAAACUCAGGCAAAAUUGUUGCCUUCUAUUGUGCAGGCACCUGAGUUGGAGCUCAAGCCUCUCCCGAAGCACUUGAAAUAUGCAUUUCUCGGAGACAAUGAGACGUUACCAGUCAUCAUAUCUGCUCACCUGUCACCAAGAUAA
Molecule: messenger RNA, 1599 nt
Organism: Coffea eugenioides
Lineage: Eukaryota; Viridiplantae; Streptophyta; Magnoliopsida; Gentianales; Rubiaceae
Exons: 1
Coding region: 1-1599 (532 amino acids)
Source: RefSeq, a predicted model, not a curated record